Ornithorhynchus anatinus (platypus) is the source of this 1366-nucleotide messenger RNA. RefSeq names its product ring finger protein 7 (gene RNF7). Gene Ontology annotation, biological process: protein ubiquitination; ubiquitin-dependent protein catabolic process. Gene Ontology annotation, cellular component: nucleus; Cul5-RING ubiquitin ligase complex. The record is from RefSeq and is a predicted model, not a curated record. Lineage: Eukaryota; Metazoa; Chordata; Mammalia; Monotremata; Ornithorhynchidae. Bases 19 to 360 code for a protein of 113 amino acids. The transcript is spliced from 3 exons. Gene Ontology annotation, molecular function: ubiquitin protein ligase activity; zinc ion binding; cullin family protein binding.
CCCCCCCCCCGCCCCGCCAUGGCCGACGGGGAAGAAGGCGAGGAUCCGUCCGGCCCGUCCUUGCCCUCCGCCGGCUCGGCCCCCAAGGCCGGACCCGACAAGAUGUUUUCCCUGAAGAAGUGGAACGCGGUGGCCAUGUGGAGCUGGGACGUGGAGUGCGAUACGUGCGCCAUCUGCCGGGUCCAGGUGAUGGAUGCCUGUCUUAGAUGUCAAGCUGAAAAUAAACAAGAAGAUUGUGUUGUGGUCUGGGGAGAAUGUAAUCAUUCCUUCCACAAUUGCUGCAUGUCCUUGUGGGUGAAACAGAACAAUCGAUGCCCCCUCUGCCAACAGGACUGGGUGGUCCAGAGGAUAGGCAAAUGAAAGCAGUCGAAGUCUUUCUCUCUGGCCUUGUGAGGAGCACCGGACAGAUCAUACCGCGUUCCCUCCCGAAGGGGUUGGAGCGUUCCAAAAUGGACGACACAUUUCACUUAAUAAGUAGAUUAAAAGAACGUGUGGGAUUUGUUACGCUUCGGCAGUCGACGUCACGGUGUAGCUUUCUGUUAGGCUUGGUUUCUGAAACUCCCCACAACUCCCAACCCAGACUAGGUGCAUUUAAAGAUAUCUCUUGUGCUCCUCUGAUGUGACUUGUACAGACACCUUAGAAAUUCAGUGCUACCGAAAGUACAAUUUCAGUGACCUUAAUAAUCUUGCUAAUGCCUUUUUGCCAAGGAAUUGUGGGAAGCUGUUCAGUUUGUGACAGCAGUUCCAUUCAGACAAGGAGUUAUUUUGCAUGUCCUGUAUAGUUUGAUCAUAAAAGGGGAACAUUGCGUUCACAGAUGAAGUAGCAUUUAAACCUCACCACUCUACAGAUUUUUUGUUCUUCUGAUGGUGCAUUUUUUCCCACUGAAAAUAAAUAAUUCAUGAAACAUUCAUUUGGCUGGGUUUUCCAGAGUAAUACCAGGAGGGUUUUUAUUGUGUGGGACAAGACUUUUGUGACUGGUGAAUAGGGUAACAAAGAAUUCAAUGUAUCCCACCAGUUAAUUGAAUCUUAGUGGCAUUAUAAUGUUCGUGUAGUUUUGAUUCCCUUGAAAAUCCUGAUGCUCUACUCCAAACUCCUUGCGAAGUUGUGUGCUGCACGCACACAGGGUUUUUUAAAUCAGACUGGUAAAAAUGUAUUGCCAAGUAUCAGUCACCAGUUCCAAUUGGAACCGGUGAAGGAAAAAUGUUGCUUGUCAUCAUUGGGCCCUCGGGUGUGGAAAUGAAAUAGCAUAACACUAUCCUAAGAGUUAUAUCAGUUUUUGUUUGUUUUUAAUAGUAUGAACUGUGAUAAAUUGUGGUGCAGACAUUUAAGUUAAAUAUUAAAGUUUUUAUUUUCUUUUGUGAUGAA